Molecule: messenger RNA, 1672 nt
Organism: Fimicolochytrium jonesii
Lineage: Eukaryota; Fungi; Chytridiomycota; Chytridiomycetes; Spizellomycetales; Powellomycetaceae
Product: tubulin-tyrosine ligase family-domain-containing protein
Exons: 15
Coding region: 188-1411 (407 amino acids)
Biological process (GO): protein polyglutamylation; microtubule cytoskeleton organization
Cellular component (GO): cilium
Molecular function (GO): tubulin-glutamic acid ligase activity; tubulin binding
Source: RefSeq, a predicted model, not a curated record
GCCUUUUCGGACACCAGCGUACCAGAGACUCGUUUCAUGGGAUGCGGGAUCCAAGCGUCCCAAACAUCGUCGCGUGCUUACGCCUGGAGAACGCCAGCUUCGAAGUUGACAGGACAGUGGGCUCGAUUUGACAGUAUAUAGUAGGUUCAUACGUUUUCUGCGGCAGCAUCGGCGGCAGGGCAAGGAGAUGGCAGCAGCGGCAGCGUCGGCGGCGAAAGCAGCGGAGGAGCAACAGCUUGCGCCUGAGUCAGUCUUCCAUCGGUACUACGUCUUGGGAGAGAACGGGCCGCAGACGAUAAAAGAUGUCUUUGAUGAGCAAGGUUGGCUUCCAUUUGUGGAAGGAGAAAGCCCAUACUGGAACUUGGAAUGGAGAGGUACUCGAUUCCGCCAGGGCGAAUACGAGUCAUGUCAACCAUGGCAGCGCUUGAAUCAUUUUCCCAAGACGCUCAACUUGACGAGAAAGGACACGCUCUAUCGCCUUCUUCGGACUAUGCGUGGAAUAUAUGGAUCGAUAUACGACUAUGUGCCUCUCACGUUCUCACUGCCAAACGACUAUACCAAAUUUGUAAAGGUCUACGCUCACGAGGAGGAAAGGAGAAACCAGGGCAUGUGGAUAUGCAAGCCAGCGGAUCAGAGCCGCGGGAGAGGCAUCUUUGUGUUCAAGCAUCUCACCGAGCUGGCGUAUGAUUGCAAUGCGGUAUUGCAGCGAUAUAUUCCCAAUCCGCUGCUGAUCUCCGGUUACAAGUUUGAUAUGCGAUGCUACGUUGUCGUGAAAUCCUAUAAUCCACUGGUCAUCUUCGUGAACGACGAGGGCUUAGCCAGAUUCGCCACACACUCGCCUUCGCUGGGACACGAGAAGGAGGACAUCGGCGCGGGAUGUCGGUGGACAUUCGCGAGAUUGCGAGAGUGGUUCAAGCUUACUAAUCGAAACUGGGAUGUGACUUGGAAGAGGAUCCUGGGCACCAUAAUAGUAACGUUGCUCCCCGUAGCUGCCGAUGUCCCUCCGGUACCGGCAGGUUGCUUCGAGCUGUACGGGUUUGAUGUCCUGGUCGACGAAACGUUGAAACCAUGGCUGCUCGAGGUUAACUUCGGUCCCGCACUAUCAUUGGACUCCGAGGUCGAUUACGAGGUCAAAAAGCCGCUCCUGGCAGAUAUAAUCGACAUUGUCGACGUAACAGAUGAGCAGCUCGCAUUGGCGUACGAGGCGUCAGUGCUGGCAAAACAAGCACGGCGUAAACCGCGGGUUUCCUCUGCAUGUCCAAGCAAAACACAGCGCACGACAACGCCAUCACUCCGACGGCACGUAAAACAGCUGCAUGAUGUAAAACACGAGAGCGUGGAGGGACUGACGCCUGGAAAGCCCGCUUUCAAGGGCGUUAUCCAGGAAACGAAGAAAGCCUUUCUUAUAUGAGAUACCUCUGCAUCCAGGGAGACGGUGAUGUACUCCUCUCAUCACCCUAUUCACAAGCUAUUGACGAUAGAUCCGCCUUUUGCCAACGUGAAACAAGUGCUGCUGCUGCUCUUCAGUGUAUUAUGUUUCGCAAUGCCUUACAAUGGCGUAUUAAAUCCAAAUGUCUCAAGAUAUGUACAUACGGUAGCAAAAUUGGAGAAACCAAGCGUAUCUCGUUCAUUCAAGGUCGCACGAGUCAAACACACUGCCACUGGAAAGAAC